AUGCCUCAGCCAUGGUUCUUCUCAGCCGUCGCCGCCCCUCAUCCGCCGGCGAUCUCCGAAGAUGGCCGCCUCCUGCUGAAAUCGAACACCGAAAUCAACCAUCUCUCCCACUCGUCGUUUACCGCCGAUCCCACACUGCUGGCUCACCAGCGCCACUCGCCAAUUGCUGCUGCUAGCCAACGUUCGCCGCCGCUGGCAGUCGCCGGAAUCUACCACUGUAUGAACCGAACGAACAUGGAUUCACAAGAUCCAAGCAUAUCGGCCGGCUCCUCAGCGCCAUCCACCAGGGCCGCCCACGACCGCCAUCUAAUACGCCGCUUGAUGCCGCUCGCAGCUGCCAGAAUCUGCCAUUAA
Molecule: messenger RNA, 354 nt
Organism: Striga asiatica
Lineage: Eukaryota; Viridiplantae; Streptophyta; Magnoliopsida; Lamiales; Orobanchaceae
Source: the annotation of a GenBank genome assembly